Molecule: messenger RNA, 4348 nt
Organism: Populus nigra (black poplar)
Lineage: Eukaryota; Viridiplantae; Streptophyta; Magnoliopsida; Malpighiales; Salicaceae
Exons: 22
Coding region: 1375-4089 (904 amino acids)
Biological process (GO): endocytic recycling; retrograde transport, endosome to Golgi
Cellular component (GO): EARP complex
Molecular function (GO): SNARE binding
Source: RefSeq, a predicted model, not a curated record
GAGCGUUUCAUUUAAUGGAUGAGACCAGGGGCAUGCCUUGCCAUGUUAUUUAUGCUUUUUGGAUGCUUCAUAUGCAUGAUAACCAAUCCCUAGUCAAAUGCACUAAUUGAGUUUACAUUAGUUUGAUUUCUGGUGCAUGGAACCUAAAGUGGGAUAAGUAAAGGGGAACCUGCAGCCACAAAUUUUGAAUUUCUGGGAAUUCAUCAAUUCUCAUCUAAAUAUUUUUGACUUUCACUUUCAUGGAAUUCAAAAUCCUUAAUUAAAAGAAAAAAAAAUGAAUCCCUGCUAAAAAUUGAGAGGUGUAUAUAUGUUUGAGUCCUAUUCUCCACUAUUGCCACUUCCAUUAUCACCAUUCCCGCCACAGUUGGCCCUUGCCACUUCACCACAUUUGUUUCUGUGCCUCUCACUGCCACCAUUAUUGCCAUCGGUACUGCUACCACCACAGCUAUAAUGGCUGUGAUGGUGGUGGCAGAAAGACAUCAUGAUUAUGGUGGUGUCAGCAAUGACAGUGGAUGCAAUGUGGUGGUACUAGGAGAGGUAAGUGGUGACAAAAUGGUGAUAACAGAGAUAAUAACUAAAAUGGAGAUGACUAACAUCAGCUAAUGCUAGCUCUCUUGUUCUUAAGAUUGCUACCAACACUGCUGCCACCCACUGCCAUUUGCCACCACUGUCAUUGCCUUAAGUUGCUUCUGCCAUAAUUACCUUCACUGUUGAUGCUUAUUCCACAUCCCAUAAACUACUGAAAUUGAACUGAACUAAUAAUUACCUCCAGUUCAGUUCAAUUAAACUACUGCAAAUACUCUAAAGUUAUAGAACACUCAUUCAAAUCCUUUAGGGGAUAAUAAUAAAUUGUGAUUUCCAACUCUUAGAUAUUUACCUAAAAGAAUGUGAUUGAAAGUGUGUGCACAAGUACAGAAUUAGUCUGAUUCCAUUCAGUGAACUAGUUCUCCUGAUAGGAAGUUACUAUGACCAUUCUUUCUUUGCUUUUGGGCAAAGUACAUAAAGUUUAUACAACUCAAGGACAAGUAUAAUAUUGUUGAGAGUUUGAUGAUGGAGUUUAUGCUUUUAUUCAUCAGUUUUAUGGCUUUGAUUUUUUUCUUUUCCCUUACAGAUUCACAGAAUUCCAUACUCUUGUACACACCAUAGCUGCCUGUUCAUGUUUAAAGCUCAUUACCGGUCUAAACUACUGCAUAAAAUAUGCUGAUGCACUUCAUCAUCACACAACAUUUUUUUCUCAAAUAUUUUUCUCCAAUUAAUUGACUGCAAAUUGACAUGGAUUCUUCUUUUUGUAGGCCACUCUUAGAAUAGCUCAACUAGAUAGAGUAGCAGAACGUUUAUCCCAUCAUGUUAUGGAGCAUCAUGAAGUAAUGGGGGAUGAAUUUGGUGAGGGAAGUAGAGAAAGAUUUAAAGGUUGCAAAUGUCAUCUGCAUGAAUGGUAGAAGGCACCUGACUUCAUCAAUGAAUGAGGUUUCAAGGGAUCUUGUAGUGAAUUCUAAUUCCAAAAAGAAACAAGCUCUCCUGGACAUGCUUCCAGUAUUAACUGAGCUUCGUCGUGCAUUAGACAUGCAAAUAGCACUUGAAUCCCUGGUUGAAGAAGGAAAUUACUGCAAGGCGUUCCAAGUCCUAUCUGAGUAUUUGCAGCUAUUAGACAGUUUCUCAGGGCUUUCAGCAAUACAGGAGAUGAGCCGUGGGGUUGAGGUUUGGUUGGGGAGAACCCUUCAAAAGCUGGAUGCACUUUUGCUGGGAGUGUGCGAGGAGUUCAAGGAGGAGAGUUACAUAACAGUAGUUGAUGCAUAUGCUUUAAUUGGAGAUAUCUCUGGUCUUGCUGAAAAGUUGCAGAGCUUCUUCAUGCAGGAGGUUUUAUCGGAAUCCCACUCUGUGUUGAAGAUUAUUGUACAUGAGGACCUGGAAAUACAGAUGCAGAACAAUAGACUUACCUACAGUGAUCUAUGCCAUCAGAUACCUGAAUCUAAGUUCAGGACGUGUUUAUUGAGAACAUUAGCUAUCUUAUUCAGGUUGAUGUGUUCCUAUCAUGAAAUAAUGAGCUUCCAACUGGAGAGUAAGGAUUUGUUAUGUCAAACAUCUGAUAUGAAGCAAGAUUCCUUAGGAAGCAAUGGAUCUCCUCCUCAAUCUGUAGAUGGAAUGCUUGGUUCAUCUUCUAUCGAGGAAUCUACAACAACUUUUAUGUAUCAAGAUUGCAAUUUUGAUGUAGAUGAAACUAAAAGUAAUGGUGGUGAAGCACCAAGCAGUGGAUCCCCUUGGUAUCAUCUGCGAAAAGAGGCGACAACAUUUGUUUCACAAACUCUUCAGAGAGGACGAAAGAAUCUUUGGCAGCUUACAACAAGCAGAGUAUCAGUAUUGCUUUCUUCUGCAGUUUUUAGCUCUAUGAGUGUGCACCAAUUCUUGAAAAAUUAUGAUGAUUUGAAUGUAUUCAUCUUGGCUGGGGAAGCCUUCUGUGGAGUUGAAGCAAUUGAGUUCAGACAGAAGUUGAAGGCUGUAUGUGAGAAUUAUUUGCUGGCAUUUCAUCGGCAAAAUAUUCAUGCACUCAAAAUGGUUUUGGAAAAGGAAAGUUGGCUGAAAUUGCCACCAGAUACUGUACAAGCAAUUAGUUUUGCUGGGCUUGUUGGUGAUGGGGCAGCCCUGAUAGUUCCAUCUCAUGAUAACUCCUCUAAUGCAAAAUUGCAUCAUUCUAACAAAUCAGUGAAAUCUGUUGAUGCCAAUAGCAAGAAAAGUGGAUUUUCCUCUUGGAUUAGAAGUGGAAAUCCAUUUUCGCCAAAAUUAAUCCCCACUUCAGUAGAAGGUCACAGUUCUUCCCUGCUUAAUGGGGCAACCGCCGGUGAAUAUGAUGAACAUGCAAAUGAUACGGUGUCUCCCCAAGGUAAUGGUGCAAGUCAUAAAAAUGGAAUGCCCGUUUCAGAAGAUGAAAAUGAAGAUCUACUUGCAGACUUCAUCGAUGAGGACAGUCAACUCCCAAGUCGAAUUUCAAAACCAAAAGCUCCUAAAAGUAACUCUUCACAUUGUAAAACUGAUGAAAUAUCUGCACAGACAGGAUCAUCUCUUUGUCUUCUCAGGUCAAUGGACAAAUAUGCAAGGUUCAUGCAGAAACUAGAAAUAGUAAAUGUUGAGGUUUUUAAGGGUAUAUGCCAGUUGUUUGAGAUUUUCUUCUAUUUUGUGUUUGAAACAUUUGCUCAGCAGACCUCUAAUUCAAGUGGAAAAUCUGACUCUCUCAAUUAUCGGCUGAAGACAGCCAUAUCCAGAAUUACACAAGAUUGUGACCAAUGGAUAAAACCCCAGCUGACCCCUGUUUCAUCCUCUUCACCCACAUCUUCGAGCACACAUAUUCAUGGAGAUGUAACACCUGCUAGUCCUUCAAAUCAUUUGCUAGCCACAUCCUUUGGUCUCAAGGAAAGAUGUGCUGCUGCUGAUGCCAUAUCUCUUGUUGCUCAAAUAUUACACAGAUCUAAAACUCAUCUUCAGUCAAUGCUUCUUCAAAAUAAUCCAGCUACAGUGGAAGAUUUUUUUGUCAUACUGGUGGAUUCUGUACCAGAUCUUACAGAGCACAUACACAGGACAACUGCAAGAUUACUUCUUCAUAUCAACGGGUAUGUUGAUCGGAUUGCUAAUGCUAAAUGGGAAGUAAAAGAGCUUGGGCUAGAGCACAAUGGGUAUGUUGAUUUACUGUUGGGAGAAUUUAAGCACUAUAAAACGAGGCUUGCACAUGGUGGUAUUCACAAAGAGGUUCAAGACCGCCUUUUAGAAUAUGGUCUCGAAAUUGUCGCUGAAACCCUCAUUGAAGGUCUAUCACGGGUGAAGAGGUGUAGUAAUGAAGGACGAGCCCUUAUGUCAUUAGAUCUUCAGGUAUUGAUCAAUGGCCUACAACAUUUUGUCCCUGUAAAUGUCAAGCCAAAAUUACAAACGGUUGAAACUUUCAUAAAGGCUUACUAUCUUCCAGAAACUGAGUAUGUACACUGGGCUCGAGCUCACCCGGAAUACAGAAAAAAUCAAAUUGUUGGGUUGAUCAACCUCGUUGCUACAAUGAAAGGUUGGAAGAGGAAAACCAGGUUGGAAGUCAUAGAGAAAAUCGAGUGAGCUGUGCGUGACUUUGAACAGUCAUGCUAGGUUUUGGGUAUAUAAAAUCUUGCACUCCACUUUUUUUUUUUCCUCCCUUUUUGGUAACAUGAAUAAUGUAUAUUGCAGAGUCUCAUGUCCUUGAUUAUGCUAGGUUGUAUAUCGUGUAAUAUAUGGUUUUACCCUAUGUGGGAAUGUCAAAUGUAAUUUUGAAUCACGUUAUAAUUGAAAUAAUGGAUCUUGUAAAACUAUGUUAAUUAAUCAAACACUUUUAAAAUUA